Molecule: messenger RNA, 894 nt
Organism: Alligator sinensis (Chinese alligator)
Lineage: Eukaryota; Metazoa; Chordata; Crocodylia; Alligatoridae
Product: olfactory receptor 4D5-like
Exons: 1
Coding region: 1-894 (297 amino acids)
Biological process (GO): G protein-coupled receptor signaling pathway
Cellular component (GO): membrane
Molecular function (GO): olfactory receptor activity; G protein-coupled receptor activity
Source: RefSeq, a predicted model, not a curated record
AUGGAAAGGGAGAACUAUACCACAGUGACCAACUUCCUUCUCCUAGGACUGAGUGGAUCUCCAGUGGUCCAGUUCCUCCUUUUUUUCAUCUUCCUGGCUGUCUAUGGAACAACAGUGCUGGGAAAUCUCCUCAUUGUGGCACUGGUAGCCUGUGAGCACAACCUUCACAUGCCUAUGUACUUGCUUCUGGGGAACCUCUCCUUCCUGGAUUUCUGCUGCUACUCUGUCACAGCCCCCAAGAUGUUGGUAGGCUUCCUUUUCCCAUCUCAAACCAUCUCCUAUGGGGGUUGUGUGGCCCAGAUUUUCUUCUUCCAUUUCAUUGGAGGUAUCAAGAUCUUCUUGCUUACCAUCAUGGCCUAUGACCGGUAUGUUGCCAUCUUCCACCCACUGCGCUAUAUGACCAUCAUGAGCCAUGGUGUGUGUGUUGGACUAGUGACAGCUUCCUGGGUUGGGGGCUUCAUCCACUCCAUUGUCCAGGUAGUCAUCAUCCUCCAACUCCCCUUCUGUGGCCCCAACAAGCUGGACAACUUCUACUGUGAUGUGCCCCAGGUAGUGAAGCUGGCCUGUACAAACAUCAUCACCGAGGAGCUGCUAAUGGUGUCAAACAGUGGCCUGGUGACCCUUCUGUGCUUUGUGGUGCUGCUCAUCUCCUACUCUGUCCUGCUGGCCAAGCUGAGGACACACUCCAGUGAAGGACGGAGCAAGGCCUUGUCUACUUGUGCUUCUCACAUCACUGUGGUGACCCUGAUUUUUGGGCCCUGCAUAUACAUCUAUGCUCGCCCCUUUCGCUCCUUCCCCUUGGACAAAGCUGUCUCCCUUCUCUACACAGUCAUCAUGCCUGUCUUGAAUCCAGUCAUUUACACACUGAGGAAUAAGGUGUGCAAAUGGCUAUGA